Molecule: messenger RNA, 3115 nt
Organism: Panthera uncia (snow leopard)
Lineage: Eukaryota; Metazoa; Chordata; Mammalia; Carnivora; Felidae
Gene: CD2H10orf105
Product: chromosome D2 C10orf105 homolog
Exons: 2
Coding region: 1879-2247 (122 amino acids)
Source: RefSeq, a predicted model, not a curated record
CUUGUGGGCUGUCCCUGGUGGGACCUGGGGUGUGCUGUUCUCACUCAGAGACCCCACCCAGGGUCUGUCCAUUUUCACAAGGAGUCCAGCCUCGAGGCUGCUGGCAGAGUCACCGCCAGCCCCAAGGCGGGUCCUGUCGAACCAAGAACCGAACACCUACUCUACUGCCACGCGCCUGAAGCGAGCAGAGGUCGCUCCCCCGCAAGGUGAUGCAGGAAGAGGCCCGACGGCACGGCCGGGCGGACUCGGGGCCUCGGCGUGUCGUCUUGAGUUGUGGCGAAUUGCCUUGUGAUGCCCUGGACCUCUCGCUUCUGGAUCUGCCCUCUUCUCUCCACCUCUCACCGCAGCACUGAGGCUGCCGGGUCCUUACUGACCGUGGCCAGCGGUGGCUGGUCUGCGAGGGGGGCACCUCAUCAAAACUGGGUCAGUCUGCUCCUUCGCUGAGGUUUUGGACCUUGGGCCCAGAGAAAGAGCGAGUCCACCUUCCUACUGGUGAGAAGUGGGAGUAUCUGAGCUCAUUUUCCACGACUGCCUCCUCACCAGCUCUGCCCCAGCCACACGGAUCUCCCUGCUGGUUCUUGAAUGCCAAGCGCAUGUUGUUUCCUCCACCGGCCAGCUCUCCCUCCGCGUUUGUGUUAUGCUCACGCCCUCAUCGCCUUCAGGUCUCUGCUCAAAUGUCAUCUGUUCCCUGACCGCUGUAUGUGGAACUGCAGCGCCCCCCCCCCCCCCCCCCCCCCCCUCCAAUACCCAGGCUGUCCCCACCCCCCCCAGCUUCUGAUGUACUAUAACCUUGUUUACUAUCUAUAUUCCCACGGAGAGAAGGGACUUUGUCCACUGCUAUAUCCUCAGUCUCUGGAACAAUGGCCCAGGCACCAUGACCUCUGUGCUGUAUUUCUGGGAGCUUGGGCGGGGGAGGGGGGUCCUCGAUGGGGAAGCUGCUUACGACUUAGGCUCCUUCGCAGGCAGCUGGCUGCUGGGGAGGCUCUGGCUUCCGGGAAGAAAGAAGGUUGGGGAGGGGUGUGUGUGUGUGUGUGGUGUGGGAGAGCUGAAGAAACACCACCUGGAGGGUCUCCAAGGGCCCACCCAAACUAUAAGGAACAUAGCCACGGCUGGCCCUCAACCCUGUGCUUUCUGCCCUAAGAUCUCUUUGACCUUUGAAAACAUCGCUCACCCCUCCCUUCUGCAGCGAGACACCUUCGAAGGGCAGGUGCUUUUCUGGGAAGCUGAGUGGUAAGCCUGGGAGGUGAGGGGCACAGGGGUGCAGGAGGGGAGGAUGGGCCCGGGAGCUGCCAGGGCCUAUCACCCUGCUGCUGGGCUGUAGCCCCUCUCCUCUCUCCCCUCUCCCGGGUAACCUGGAGGCUGGCAGGCACUGAAUAGCAAUCCUCUGGCUGCCGACCAUACCAUUCAAACACCCGAUGGGGGAAGGUGAGGGCUGCUGCCGGGGCAGUGAAAGCCUCCCCGUGACUCCCCCAGGCCUCCACCCUGCCCGCUGAGAGGGCUCCAAGGAGACCAGCUGAAGUGAGGCCCCGGGAAGGCUUGGGGAGCAACGGGGCUCCUCUGCCUGGCUCCCCUCUCCCUCUGCCCAGCCCAGUUGCCAUCCCUACCCUUCUUGGCUGUCCCCUCCCCCAAGGCAGGGCCCAAACUCUUCCAGACAAAGCCAGGGCUAGCUGGAGAGUGAGUGAAGACAGCUCGCUCUGCCCAGCCUGGCUGACUGAGGGGCACAGGGCACGGCAGAGGCCGGGGCAGGUUGGGGUCACGGGUGGCACCCGGUGCUCCUUGGGCCUCUCUUGCACAGCUAAGAAGACCUUUCUACCCAGCCUGGGACUGCUGAGCGCUGGCUCUGAGGUCAGAGUUCGGGGAGCUGCAGGAGAAGGAGCCAUGAGCACACGGGGUCCCAGCCCCCUCGCCUUCCUCACCACCCCUGUCACUCCCGGCAGCCCCACAGAAGCAGCUGACCCCCUCCCGGCGCUACUCGCCCUGGCCUGCAUCUUCCUUCUGCUGGCCAGCUGUCUGCUCUUCAUGACCCUCUGCAAACCGGCCGCUCUGGACCCGAGCCGCAGGGCUCGGGAGUGCAUGCCCCAUCACCCCGGUAGCCCCAGCGAGCCCCAGCUCAGGCUCUGGAAGCGCCUGGGCUCUCUGCGCCGCUCCCUGCACAGCUUCCGCAGAGGCAGGCCUGCUCCCAGACGCCCCCUGCCGGGCUGCGAGGACAACCUCGACUGUGACUGCACGGAAUCUACCAAGAUGUGAUGGGGCGUCCCCACCACCCAGGACCCACCAGAGGUCCUCCUGCCGUGGACACAGCCUGGAACCAGGGACUGCAGAAGGACCUGGGCCACACGCUCAGCCACAGUGGUCCCCUGUGCGCCCAGGCCUGUGGCCUUUCCCAGAGACAGCCCCUGGAGGAAAGCCUUCCUCUCUGCCGACUCUGCAGCUGCUGCCUGCUGAAAGACUGCUGGGCCAACAGCGGGGUACCUGCAGCCAUCUGACCCUCGGCCCCGGCUCCAGAGGGUACAACCCGGGACCCCCAGCACUCUUCUCUGGCAACCAGGCACCAACCACCUCCAGGAAGCAGUGCCCCUGCUUCCCAGCAGAAGUCCUGCCCACCUUCCAGGUGCCAUAGUCCAGCAUGGAUUCCAGUUUGAGUUGCCAAAUGGCCAAAGGUUCCCUCCAGCCAAACGAAAUACUCUGUCCACACGGGGGGCAAGGAACUGUCUUGCCCUCUGUGCCAACUCAGUGCCAGAGGAAGAGGCAAGCCAGGGACUUCUCGCCUUGAAAUCUUGGGACCUACCAGCAUUCACCUAAUAAUCCCUGGGAGCAGCCAGCACCCCUGUGGGUCAGAUGCCCGUGUGCCUGCUGGGAGGAGGGCGAGCAGGAGGCUCUCAACCCUGCCUAGCCAGUCACCCUCCUGGCAGCCAUCUUGGUGGCCCCCCUUCAAGGCGCCCAUGGACCAGGAAGGGGCUGAGAAUGGGUUAAAGAGCUCCUUGUGAGGCCAAGGAGCUGUGCUGUGUCAAAGCGGUGGGAGGCAUUGCCAGAAGCCAGAGGUGAUGCCACCUGGGCUCCGAGGACACAUCACAGCGUUCCUGCCUCGCCCAGGGCAGGAGGCCUCCUCCUUUUU